Molecule: messenger RNA, 2070 nt
Organism: Onychomys torridus (southern grasshopper mouse)
Lineage: Eukaryota; Metazoa; Chordata; Mammalia; Rodentia; Cricetidae
Gene: Rfc3
Product: replication factor C subunit 3
Exons: 7
Coding region: 58-870 (270 amino acids)
Biological process (GO): DNA-templated DNA replication; DNA repair
Cellular component (GO): nucleus; DNA replication factor C complex
Molecular function (GO): DNA clamp loader activity; ATP hydrolysis activity
Source: RefSeq, a predicted model, not a curated record
UUGGCGCUCGCGGGAAAACUCGUCUUGUGUCUGGGAGGCUGUAGGGCUCCAGCUGCCAUGAGCCUCUGGGUGGACAAGUACCGGCCGUGCUCACUUGCCCGGCUGGACUAUCACAAGGAACAGGCGGCGCAGCUGCGCAACCUGGUGCAGUGUGGUGACUUCCCUCACCUCCUAGUAUAUGGACCAUCAGGUGCUGGAAAAAAGACAAGAAUUAUGUGUAUCCUACGAGAACUUUAUGGUGUCGGGGUAGAGAAAUUGAGAAUUGAGCAUCAAACUAUCACAACUCCAUCUAAAAAAAAAAUUGAAAUCAGCACCAUUGCCAGUAACUACCACCUUGAAGUUAAUCCCAGUGAUGCGGGAAACAGCGACCGGGUUGUAAUCCAGGAGAUGCUGAAGACCGUGGCACAGUCACAGCAGCUUGAGACCAGCUCCCAAAGAGACUUCAAAGUGGUAUUAUUGACAGAGGUGGACAAACUCACUAAGGAUGCUCAGCAUGCCUUGCGCAGAACCAUGGAGAAGUACAUGGCCACCUGCAGGCUGAUCUUGUGCUGUAACUCCACGUCUAAGGUGAUACCUCCAAUUCGCAGUAGGUGCCUGGCAGUUCGUGUGCCUGCUCCCAGCAUUCAAGAUAUUUGCAGUGUAUUGUCCACUGUCUGCAAGAAGGAGGGUCUGGCUCUUCCUUCGAAACUGGCUCACAGGCUUGCAGAGAAGUCCGGCCGAAACCUCAGGAAAGCCUUGCUUAUGUGUGAAGCCUGCAGAGUGCAGCAAUACCCUUUUACUGAAGACCAGGAAAUCCCCGAGACAGACUGGGAGGUGUACCUGAGGGAGACUGCACAUGCCAUUGUCAGUCAGCAGACUCCACAGAGGUAACAGUGUGGGGGAAGGCACAGACGCCAUGGCGUUCCCAGUAGAGUUCAGUCCUGAGCCUCAUUUGGAAGGGAAAAAAUUGCAUAUAAGAUGUGCAAUAUAGUGAUCCAAAGUAGGUAGUGUGUAUAGUUUUAUGCUUUUCUUUAAUCUGUUAACAUGUAAAAUUGAACCUUAUUUUUGUCUUUUUUCCCCCAGAAUACUAGGUAGCUUAGUUUUAGUGCACAGCAAAGAGUACCUAGUGUGCUUGGCCUGAAAGAACAAUUGUAAUUGUAAUUGUGUUGUAAUUGAUGCAGAAUGGGCUAGAAAGACUGAGCUUCCAGCUCUCAUCCUAACUUAGCCAAAUGUCCUUGACAAGUGACUUCCCCUUAGGUUUCAGCCUUUUCCUUUUUCUCUUGGUGACGCUGUGUGUUAUCCCUCCAAGAGUACUUGUGCUUGUUAUCCCUCCAAGGGUACUUGUGCUUGGUUACAGAGAGCCGAGAGGUUGUACAGUAUGGGUCCAGAACUACAGCACACUGUUCAUGCCCAAGGACAGGCUCUGGAAGGGAAAUACAAAGUACUUAGAAAGCGUCCUUGUGCCACACUCUGAAGCAGCUUCCGUUCAUGGCUGUGGGUUUGUUACUCAGGAGUGGACAGUAAUGAAAAUGUCUCAGCCACACUGGUUGUUGGCUUAUGGCAGCUUCACUGGUGAAGAAGGCUCCAUGUCUGGGAGUAAACCUGACAGUUUUGAGGUUCCCCUGCUGUGGCGGUGUGGCAUUUCCUCAGCCUCAUCCUUGUUGCCUGUCGCAGCUGAGAAGCAAGCUGUCCUUGGGCCCUAGUGGGAGUUGGUCAUUUUAGGGUGCAGAGCAGACUCGAGUGCAGCCACGAGAGCCCGAGUGUCCCUGGUUGAGAUGGAAGUAAUGGUGAGAGGGGUGUGUGUUUCUUGGUGUGUAUCCGAUGGGUUAGGGUGCGUAAGACUCUUCUUGAGUUAGUGCAGUGGUUAGCGAGACCUCGGGGGUUCUGCUGUGUUACACCCGGACUGUGGCAAGGAAAGGAGUUUGAAUGAGUGCUUUUAAGACGACUUGUAAUCACUAUCUUAAUUGACCUGAAGUGAUCUUCUGCAGUGGCUUAUUCAGAACUCUAGGUAGCUGUUUUCUCCUUUGGUUCAGGAAAUGUAUUCUAGAAAGACAAAGACAGUUGUUUUCUGAGUUUAGGGAAUAGCAUUUU